AUAUGCCCCAUGUAUUCAUUUCACGACAUACAUUUGCAGUAACUGGUGUUCAAUAUGAUGCUUGCAAUAUUGUGUGUUUUCGUUUUAUUUUCCACGGCGUACUCAAAUGAAGAAACAAAAAAAUGUGAGGAAGUGAACGUUUAUGAUAAACCGCAUCAGAAGCAUGUUCUAAGCAUGGGCCUCAACCGACCAUAUCAACUCGCAUUUGACAAACACCAGCAUCGCACGUUUUUCAGCCACAAUGUUGGACUCGAUAAUGAAGAUUCGUUCGAAAUUGCAUACGUUGAAAAGGGAGAAAUGAUACCAAAAGUUGUACACGACGUAAAAAAUGGAUUCGCUAUUGCCAUUGAUAAUAAGGAUGGAAUCAUUUAUUACGGAGGCAGCGAAGGAAUUAAAAAAGAACACCUAAAAGAAAAGAAUGCAACUAUUCAUGAAGUAUUAAAGAAUCAUAAUGUAUGGGAUAUGUUUUAUAAACACGCCCUAUAUUUCAUCACCUAUCCAUCGCAGCAUUUAUAUAAAUUGUUACCAAAAAAUGAGGUUGAACAUCAAAAACACAUACAUGAAGAAAUUUAUCAAUUUGUCAUAGAUGGACAUAACGAUAUUUUCAUUACUAAUAAAACAGGAUUAUUUUUGAUAAAAAAUGGUACGGAUGAACGAAUUCACUACAAAGGACCCAAAAUAUUUCGCGCUAUAGAGGUGAAUAAUGAAGGUAAAGCUCAUUUUUGUGGUAAAAAUGGCAUCUAUACAGCCAAUAAAGCUGAUCACACAUUAGUUAUGAUUGCCGAAAUUAAACAUAUUUUUGGAAUUACCUUCGAUAGUAAUGAUAAUAUUAUUUACUCAGAUCCUCAUGAAAUAGUUAAGCUGGUACCAGGAACUUGCGAAAAGUAAUAUUGUAAUUGUAGUAUUGUAACAUUGCUACUUUUUAUUUUAUGGUUUUUAAUGAAAUAUAUGAUUAUAUAAAAGUAAAUUGAAUGAGAAAUAUGCGGUAUAUUAUU
This is a messenger RNA of Colias croceus (clouded yellow), 995 nucleotides long. Its product is annotated as ommochrome-binding protein-like. The transcript has a single exon. Lineage: Eukaryota; Metazoa; Arthropoda; Insecta; Lepidoptera; Pieridae. Gene Ontology annotation, molecular function: protein binding. The record is from RefSeq and is a predicted model, not a curated record. Bases 55 to 888 code for a protein of 277 amino acids.